UAACGUUUCUUGCCCCUUCCAAUAACGAAGAAGAGGUCGAAAACGACGAAGAAGUAAACUUCGAUAUCGGAGGUGGUUCCUUUAUCGGGAACCUGUAAGAACGUGGUGGGCACAAAAUUGUCUUCCGGCAGUUUUAAAAAGGCCGUCACUAAAUAUUUCACGGGCAGUUUCGAUGAAUCGAUGUUUUGAGCCAAAACCUUUUUUGACCAUUACUAUAACAUGAAGAUCUUACUUUUAAUUACGACAUUGACAUUGGUGGAAUGUAGGCCGCAAACUCAAGAGAAAGAAGCCCCAAUUUCUAUUGAAAUAGAAAAACACGAAGUCAUAAAAAUAGAACCAACCAACGAUACAGUAACAAACGAAAUUUUAAAGAAAAUCGACGAUAUUAACCAAAAAUAUGGUUACACGAGCACAAAGGCACCCAUUCGCAGCACAAAAAACGUGGAAAUACCCCAUUUUUACCAACAUUCCUUUGAUAGACCGUUACCAAUUCGCUUGGGGAACUUUUUGGUUGAAAAAUUUCGGGGUAAAUCGAUUAGCGAUGAAUCGGAUAAAAUAAACGUCGAAAAACACAACUUUAUACAAAGCCAGAUGUUGAAUAACGUAAAAGGGAUCAUUUUGAAGUCGCAAUUACCCCCCUACAUUCAAGGAUUAAGCAAUUUUAACCCCUUAGUUCAAAAUUUGCCAUUUUUAAACUCAUUUAUUCCAUACAAAAAGAGCGAGAACUAUGACAGCUCUGGAUAUAUUAAUAACGUCCCAAAUAUGCCUUUUAACGAGUACAAAGUGGAUGGUUAUCAACCCGAUAGAGACAUCCCCAAAAACACAAAACCCACGGAAAAUGGAAACAUCGGGAUUUUUAAUUAUUUAAGAAUACUUUUUAGAUUAGACAAAAAGAAUCUAACAGAAAUCUCGAAUAACUCAGAAAGAACAGGUAAAGAAUAUUACUUUUUACCACCACAACCAGCCAAUAAACCCACCUUUAUUAUUGAAAGUAUCAAAAAAGGGGUACAAAUAGCAGAAUACAACGAAAAUAAAUUUCAUCCGUUUAAUAAAUCACCCAGAUUUUUAAACACAACCGAAAAUCAAAGUGAUAAUGAUGAAUUAAAGCUUGAAAAUGUCGCUAAAGUUUUUAUUAAUAACUCAACACUCACCCAAAACAUUCGUGAAGGAAAAGCUGUAACAAAAAAUAAAAAAUCUUCAUACAAAAACCUCCAAAAAAACGAUAAUAACACAAAAACGUUAAACCCGUUGCAACUAUUAAUUCAAACGCAAAAUAAAUUUAAGCAAACCACAACUCAACCCCCACCCCUAAGUGAAGAUUUAAAAGAUGUUAUAAAUGAGAAUAAUAAGAAAGUUUUAAGUAGGGAUAAUACGGGAAGUGGGAUUUUUAUUCAUCGGAUUAAAGUAAAGAAAGGAGGUGUUGCAAUCGCGGGACCCGGAGGAAUUGCAACUGCAGGAAGUGGAGGAACAGCUAUCGUUGGCCCAAAUGGUUAUGCUUAUACCCAUCCAGAUAGUUUAGCAAUUGCUGGAACUGGAUCAAAAGUUAUCGCUGUCGAACCUAAUGUUAGUCUUGCAGAUAUAAUCAAUGGAAAUCAUAAAGGAAGAAGGGUCGGGAAAGUUGUUGCUAUUGGACCUGUUAUUUAUUACAAUAAGGGAUAAAAAGUAAUGUUAAAAAAUGAAUUAAAUCGGUAGAUAGGCAACUGAUUUUGCAUAAAUGUAUAGUUGGUUGUAUAACUAUUAAUAAAUAAUUUUAAUAA
This is a messenger RNA of Onthophagus taurus, 1757 nucleotides long. The record is from RefSeq and is a predicted model, not a curated record. Lineage: Eukaryota; Metazoa; Arthropoda; Insecta; Coleoptera; Scarabaeidae.